Colletotrichum truncatum is the source of this 1338-nucleotide messenger RNA. RefSeq names its product rRNA processing protein. The record is from RefSeq and is a predicted model, not a curated record. Gene Ontology annotation, biological process: ribosomal large subunit biogenesis; rRNA processing. NCBI's taxonomy places the organism in Eukaryota, Fungi, Ascomycota, Sordariomycetes, Glomerellales, Glomerellaceae. Gene Ontology annotation, cellular component: nucleolus; preribosome, large subunit precursor; nuclear periphery.
AUGGUCACGAAAUCCAAACUCAAGCUCGCCCUAGCGGCUGAUAAGGGCGUUGAUUUUCAAAAGAAGAAACUGCAACGGAAGAUCAAGGCAAAGCACCGCGAAGCUGAGAAGGAAAAGGCCAAGAAGGCUAGACUAAAUGGAGAAGAAUCCGAGGAAGAAAACGGAGACGAGGAGAUGAAUGAUGAAGACGAUGAUGACGAUGAUGCUAUCUCCAUCGAAGGAGGCAUCGCCUUGAACGCCGAGUUCGAGGAUGCCGAUUCAGACGAAGAUGACGAAGAGGAAGACGAAGAGGAAGACGAAGAGGAAGACGAAGAGGAAGACGACAGAUUGGAUAUCGAGGCAUUGGACGACACGGACAGCGAGUCCGAUUCCGAAGUCGAGGUAGAGGAAAAGAUCGAGCGCCCAGCCAAGAAGCCCAAGACAUCCAAGAAGACACCGACAGAAAUUGAAGAGCAGGACGAUGACGACGAAGAUGAGGAGGAUCCAGAGGAAGAAGACGUGCCACUUUCUGACCUCGAAGGCAACGAGGAAGAUCUCGAGGAUAUCGUCCCCCACACCAAACUUACCAUUAACAACAAGGCCGCGCUCCUUGCCUCCCUCAAUCGCAUUCGCAUCGACACUUCAUCUGCCGCCCCUUUCGCGACUCACCAGUCGGUCGUUUCCUCUAAACCCACUGCUGAAGCCGUGCCGGAUGUACAGGACGAUCUCCAACGCGAGCUCGCCCUGCUUUCGCAGUCGCUUGAGGCUGCCCGCAAGGGGCGCACUUUCCUCAUUAAAGAGGGCGUGCCCUUCUCGCGCCCCAACGACUACUUUGCCGAGAUGGCCAAGGACGACGGGCAAAUGCAGAAGAUCAAGGACAAGCUGAUCGAGGAGGCCAGCUCCAAAAAGGCCGCUGCCGAGGCGAGGAAACUUAGAGACCUCAAGAAGUUUGGAAAGCAGGUGCAAAUUGCCAAAUUACAAGAGCGUCAAAAGACCAAGAAGGAUACACUUGAGAAAAUCAAGACACUCAAGAGGAAACGCCAAGAAAAUUCUUCCAACCUUGACACGCAUGAGGGUGACCUGUUCGAUGUAGCUGUCGAUAAUGAAAUAAAGGGACACCGCAAUUCGAAGUCGGGCGCUCCACGCGGCAGCGGCAGCGGCGUCAAUGCCAAACGGCAAAAGAAGAACGAGAAGUAUGGCUUCGGUGGCAAGAAGCGUCACUCCAAGUCUGGUGACGCCAUCAGCUCCGGCGAUCUUAGCGGGUUUAAUGCCAAGCGUAUGAAGGGCGGUGUUGCCAAAGGCAGAGUGACUAAGACACGGCCAGGCAAGAACAGGAGAAAGGCUAUGGCGAGCAAGUAA